CACUUUACAUUGCAGUACCAUAGCGUCCUAAAUGACAGUGAGGCAUUUUCAUGUUGUCAAACUCACAGUGGGUGUGUGGGAUUUAAAGUGAUUUACAAAAUAUAGACGAGGAAAUAUGUCGGAGUUAACGAAGAAAACAGACGAGGAUGUAAUUGAGAAACCACUUCCCCCUAACUGGAUUUUACAGCAUCCAAUGUACCAGCAUCUGAUAAACCUAGAUGUUGGAGACAGUGCUCAAGUGCAUGCAGCUUUCUUGGUGUACCUGGAUCUUGCUGAAGUGCGUCAAUGGAAGGAGGUGAGUGGAGUGGGGUGCUCUGAGCUGCGACUGGUGUUGCUGGAGGGACGGGAGAAGGAGGGAGAGCCCGCUCAGACGGUGCUCCCACUACCUGUACACAGAGGCCUGAGCCACAGAAGUGUGCGGUCAGUGCUGGCCAGAGGCUCACCCAUGCUGCUGUGUGUGGUGGCGUCUGACUCCAGCCUGGUCUACCAGAGGAUGUGUGACGGCCUGCUGACCCCUGACCCCCCCGUGGGCAUCCAGGACCAGGGCCGCCGGCAGCACCGCAAAAGACGCCAGCAACAUUGAACCGCAGAAGAACCACAGUGAACGUUAGUAGACCACUAUGGUCUGAACUCUGCAGUGACCAGGAGACAACCACAGACUGAAUGGCAGGCUGUUGUGGUCUCGUAAUGAUGAACCAAAGUGCACCCGGGAUACUAUUUAUUUAGAAUUUGCCAGUGUCUUCCUACCUUAAAAUUGGCAGGGCGUGCCUAUCUUCGUUGCUCCCUUCCCGAACUGUUUUUGGGAACCUGGGCAUAGUGACUUUCAUAAGGCUCAACAGCUAGCCUACAUUAAGUAUGACAGACACUGAGAGACUGCGUAAAGAGAAAUGACAAAUAUUACGAUGGCUGUAACUACCUUUACAAGGUGCUACAGUCUCUGUGGGCCAGAGGGUUUGUGUUAUAGCUUCUCGGACAAUUGACAGACAAUCGAUCAUCAGACACUGGUUUGCAAUUGGACAUAAACUUGCCAGAGAGGAUACAUAAGUUGCAUUGAAUUAAAUGUCCAUACAGUACAUCCAUGAAGCAAUACAUGUUUAUGUAGCAGACUGCAGUAGGCUACUUACAUAUGGCACCACUCAGAACUCGUUCAGCUGGUUAUUGUUAAUGUAACACUGUUUUGUUUCGUGAUGACUCCAUACCCAUUUACUUUAAAUGCAGUUGUGAUUUUUUUACUGUAGAGGGCAGCACGAAAGCUACCAUGAAUGCCUCAUUGAUAUCAUUGCUACGCCAUCAUUUGACAUUGACAGAUAAAGACUACAGUAAACACAA
Messenger RNA from Coregonus clupeaformis (lake whitefish), 1329 nucleotides. It is a transcript of the gene tsen15, whose product is annotated as TSEN15 tRNA splicing endonuclease subunit. Gene Ontology annotation, biological process: tRNA splicing, via endonucleolytic cleavage and ligation. Gene Ontology annotation, molecular function: nucleic acid binding. The record is from RefSeq and is a predicted model, not a curated record. The coding region runs from base 116 to 583 and encodes 155 amino acids. The transcript has 4 exons. NCBI's taxonomy places the organism in Eukaryota, Metazoa, Chordata, Actinopteri, Salmoniformes, Salmonidae.